AUGAACGACACAACCGGUAUCACCACUGCCGCAGCCCGACUUGUUGGAAUAGUAGACGAAGCGAUACGAUUCUUUCAACAACUUGAUCGAAAUACCAACUCUGUCUCGAAACGUGUGCAGCAGCUUGAGAGUUUCUCAAGGUUAGCCAGGGAGGUUGAGCUGAGACCCUCAGCUGAGGACCACAAUGAUGAAGAACAUCUCGGCCUGACGAGACAGAUCUUGGUUUACUGCUACAAGCUCAUCAGCAGAAUUCUCUCUCGACUUGAAUGGGUUGAUAAUGGUGGUAGACACACUUCUACUCAGCAAGGACUACUUGGGGUCUACGCUGAGCUGAAUGAUCGGGAAGUUAAGGACCUUUUUGAGGAGUUGCAUAGGGAGCAGCUAUGCGUCGUAGCUUUUCGAAAUUCAAGGCCGAGACCACUCUCUCGGGCUCCAGAGUCCGAUAGUCGUCCUUUGGAAUAUUCUCACACUUUCAAAGAUCGUGAGCGAGAGUUCUUGAGCCUUUUGUUCGUCACAGAUCCAAGAGAAGAUCGCGCUGCUCUUCAGUCAAGUAAAGGACCCAUUACCCAAGGAACCUGUACUUGGAUCACCGAAACAACCACCUACCGGUCAUGGCUCUCAGGCUCUGGUGACCGUAGGGGUCUUCACGUCCAAGGGGACGAAGGUCACGGCAAGACUAUGUUGGCGAUAUACCUAACCGAGCAACUGGAGCAGCUUUCUUCGUGCAUGUCAACCGACACAGUUUUAUAUUUCUUUUGCAACCAUGGAAAUAUCAACGCCAACUCUGCCAAGGCUGUCCUCCGUGGUCUUAUUUGGCAGCUUUGCAGAUUACGUCCACAGCUCUUACAUCACGGGCUCAAGAGGACUGUAUCGGUCGAAGAAGGGAGAAUUGCAUUGGCAACCAACUCAGUUGAAACCCUUUGGCAAAUAUUCAUCGCGAUGGUCCAUGAUCCCAAUGCAGGAACUGUUACAUGUGUUGUUGAUGGGCUUGACGAAUGUGAUGAGUCGUCGAUCAAAACGCUUACGGAGAGGUUCUCGGAACUGCUAUCUUCAGAAAAUCAAGGCAGUCGAAACUCUCGGGUCCUUUUAACUAGCCGUCAGCCAUUCCAGCAAGCCAACUUGCCUACUGAGUGUUCAGCAAUAUGCCUUGACUCAGAUGCACACGAGCACAACGUCCAAGACGUGCAGCUUUUUAUCAAUUUUCAUGUUUCGAAUAUCUCACAUGAGCAUGGUUGGUCUCAAGACUUCCAAGAAGAGAUGAACAAGAGCCUUAAAAGAAGAGCUAGUGGCUCGUUCAUCUGGGCGACCUGGGCUAUUUCUGGACUUAAAGGGUAUGGUGAAGGUACUGCAGCAAAGUACCUCAACGACCUUGCUGGAGACAUCCACACUAUCUACGGAAGUUCUCUCAUGGCCGUUCCAUUAGAGUACCGCCAAAAGGUACGAUCAAUAUUGACUUGGGUAGCCUUGGUAUAUUAUCCACUGAGUCUUGACGAAUUAAGCACUCUUAUCAGCGAUGAGUUUGCCACUCCGGACACUGCUUUUAUAAACACGAAGGCUUGUUUGAGUUACUGUGGGACUCUCCUUAUGACCAAGACAGAGAUGAGAAGUUCUGGAUCUGGAUAUGAAACCAUAGAAACCGUUCAGUUCUCUCACCGAUCCGUCAAAGAUUACCUGCUGCAACAUUACGGUCUUCGAACCCCAAUCGACACCGAUACUGACCUCGAAUUCUUUCAAAUCAUCCCGGAUAAUGGCCAUGAGAUUCUCGCUUCUUGCUGUUUGAAAAUCGUGGAGAAAGGGCUGAAAGUAGAGGCUGAAACGGGGAGCCCUGUGGAGUAUGCACAUGUUUUAUCUUAUGCCUCAAAAUUUUGGUUCAGACAUCUCGGACAAUGUCCCGAAAAGCUCUCUGAUGAGGCCUUGGCAAAAAGAGCGUUGACUUUCCUUACACGGAACGACGAAAAUCGAAGACUCUGGUUCUCUUAUCUCUCAAAAUUGAGACACAGGCGAGAAGAUAUACGGGCCAGUCCCUCGACAGCAUCCGAGCAUCAUGACACAAUUGGGGGACUCGAGGAGAUUAAUGAGAGCGAUGUCAUAUUCUUUGAGCAACCGAAAGAUACCACUUCCGCAACUCAGCUUCAAGCCCUCCAAUUGGCGUCUCUGCUUGGUAUCGUUGCCAUAGUACGAAAGAUUCUUGUUAGCACAAGCUUGCUCACCUGUCCAAGGCAAGCCAACAUUGGUUCGCUUUACAGUCGUUCCCGAUCAAGAACAAGGGAAGAGGGUCGAUUGGCAAAGGUCCAGAGAGGUGGAAUACUACAACUAAGCACAGCGGAGAUCGUGUCAACGACGCCUCUUGAACUUGCGGUCCUCGGUGGCCAUCACAAAGCCGCUUCGCUAUUACUCGGCCGUUAUCUUCGACGGAGCAUAUGGCCAGAUCCGUCGUUUGCCUUGGCAACUGCUGUUAGUCGUUGCGACGAGGAUAUGAUCAAGUUACUGAUAGAGUCUGGUGCACCGAAGCUCAAAGCUUCCAGGCAGCUGAAAGGACCUAUCUGUACUGCUGUUGUCAACCGAAGGCUUGAUGUUGUCAAGUUUCUUUGUUGCUCUGAAGCCAACAUCUGGUCGCAACCGUAUUCGAAGUCAGAUGAAGUGACACAAGCUUUACUUUGUCUUUCCAGUGAUGCAGAUCCAAGCUCAUUCAACGGAACGGCCUUCAUCCAGUAUGCAAAAGUUUUACUCUGUGGAGGUGCAUUUCCAGAUGGCUUCAGCAUGGAUAGGGAAUAUCGUGGGUUAAGAUACUGGAAACGGGCAGUCAUGGAAUAUUUACACAGACAUGGCAUCACCCUCACGAAUUUGGGAUCAUAUCCCAACAGAGAGACCCCUUUAAUGGUCUUCAUCCGUUCAAUAGGUGCAAACAGCUCACUUUCUGACCCAGUAGAGACUGUUCAGUUCCUCUUGGACUCUGGAGCAUCGAUCAACCAAACAGACCUCAAGGGUUGGACUGCAUUGCAUCACGUCGCCAACCAGAUUGCUCUAGGUAGAGCGAAGAAGAGCUACGAAGCUACAGAUGAUGCAGAAGAGUAUCAACUGUACAAGAUCGCGAAUCUUCUUAUUUCAGGUGGUAUUGAUCAAGAGUUAGAGGAUAGAGAGAAGCGUAAAGCCGCGGAUAUCCUGCGCGUGGUGGGAGCGCCGAUCUGGAAUAGAAAUAUCUCGGAAUAA
Molecule: messenger RNA, 3210 nt
Organism: Fusarium tjaetaba
Lineage: Eukaryota; Fungi; Ascomycota; Sordariomycetes; Hypocreales; Nectriaceae
Product: vegetatible incompatibility het-E-1
Exons: 3
Coding region: 1-3210 (1069 amino acids)
Molecular function (GO): protein binding
Source: RefSeq, a predicted model, not a curated record